CACGGGUAUAGUCGACGUCUCCCUCUCGCAAGAUGGCAAGCAAAGUCGCCCGAGUCCUGUCGGUGUUGAGCGCGACUUCUGUGGUGACGGCUACUCUCACUUGGCCCCCGAGCUUGCCAUCUGUUCCAGAGACGUAUCCCAAUCUGACAGCUUGUGUCAAUGAGCCCUUGACCUAUUCUUGUGAGAACACUACGGCCAUCGCAAAUACCUGCUGUUCGCCCACCCCGGGAGGGCUAGUACUGCAAACUCAAUUCUGGAGUACCUACACGGGUCUGGAGGCUCAAGGACAAUUGCUGCCCAAGAACAGCUGGACGAUCCACGGGUUGUGGCCGGACAAUUGUGACGGGUCCUAUGAACAGUACUGCGACCUGUCCCGGCAAUACGAUCCUGACCCGUCACCGAAAGUACUUCCGAAUGGAACGCCUGUCCCAGCAUACACAGGUCCUAGCGUGGUGACCUUCAUUGAGGCCUUCCACCGCUACGAUCUUUUGGACUAUAUGAACAAAUACUGGGUCAACCAGGGCGCAUCCAACCCCACUUUUUGGGCUCAUGAGUUCUCCAAGCAUGCAACGUGUACUUCAACGUUCGACGUAGCUUGCUACGGGCCUGAUUACAUCGAGCAUGAAGACGUGAUCAACUUCUACGAUGCCGUAGUCAGGGCAUUCAAGAUGUACCCUACCUAUGACAUGCUGGCUGCAGUUGGUAUCAGGCCAUCCAAUAAGACAACGUACUCUCUAGCGCAGCUGCAAACUGCCCUUAGGUCGCAGACAGGUGCUACGCCGUAUCUAGGGUGUGGCUACAAUGGAACUGUGCUUCAGGAAGUAUGGUACUUCCAUCACGUUCUCGGCAGUGAGCAAUAUGGUCAUUAUAAGACACUGGACUCUACUACGAACUCGACUUGUUCCACCACCAAGGGCAUCUGGUAUUAUGAGCCAACGCCUUCGUCCGUCCGUGAAGUACGGUAAAAGCUGCAUGAUCACUCGUCGUCCGUCUAGCUGUGUUGUCGAAGUUUAGCAACGCCCUUCCACAAAAUGGGAGGUUAAUUGAACAUAGUCGUAUAAGAUGAUUCAAUACGACAUUGUAAGCAAAAUUAUCCGAGAUAUUGAAGCUGUGUGAGAUGGUCGUGGAG
Molecule: messenger RNA, 1129 nt
Organism: Gloeophyllum trabeum ATCC 11539
Lineage: Eukaryota; Fungi; Basidiomycota; Agaricomycetes; Gloeophyllales; Gloeophyllaceae
Product: ribonuclease T2
Exons: 7
Coding region: 33-965 (310 amino acids)
Biological process (GO): RNA catabolic process
Cellular component (GO): extracellular region
Molecular function (GO): ribonuclease T2 activity; RNA binding
Source: RefSeq, a predicted model, not a curated record